AAUAUUAAUAUUUUUAGAUAAUUAGCAAUCGUUUGUAAAAUGUUUGCGAGUUUGCUAAAUAUCAAAAACUUAUGAUUUUGGUAAUCUAGGUGAUUGGACAUAGACAAAGUACUCUGAUGGCUAUGUAAAUUCUUUUCUUAAUCUUAACCCAUAUAUUGUUUGAUUAAAAAAAAAAAAAUCAUUUUUGAAAUGACGCAUGACGCAUUAUAUUUACAUUUUUAUUUUGCGUGGUUUUUUCAUCAUUUUUCAUAUAUGUAGUGAAAUUGUUUACAUUUUAGUUAUUAAGAAUCUAAAACGUACCUGGAAUUUGUGCAAGAAGAACUGUGUCAACAUAUGAGUACAUUAAGAAUGGCUAAAGAAGACAUAUUGCUACGAGUUGAAAUGGGAAAAUUAGAAAUAGAGCCUAUAAAGCUUAAUAUCACAACUACUGAUGAGAAUCCUUUUAUAAAUCAGUUACAGCAGAAAAGAAUUUCUAGACAAACAACACAAAAUAACUGUUCAUGUACUUGGCAAAAGAAAUAUUUAAAUCCAGCAAUACACAAAAAAAAGAAUAAUAAGAUACUUAAGGAUCCUGUGUUAAAGUUACUCAAGUCAAAUACUGCAGGUAAUCAGCAAGAGGAGCAUCCAAAAAUUAAUAAAAACACUUCAGCUUCUGCUGAAUAUUUAAAUGUAGAUAUUUUAAAUUUAUGUGCACUUGUUGAUAAUUGUAAUCAGCUGCGAAUAUCAUCAAAUACCAAAAAGGAUAGAGAGAUGGCAGUUACAGAACAUAAUAAUCAAGCAAAAUGGUGGAAGAAUGAUUUGAUACAUGCUAGACAGAUUAGAAAAUCAGUAGUAGAAAAUAACCAAACGGGUACUUGCUCUCAACAAGCACUCAAUCCUCCUUGUGAUGUAACAAUUGAUGAACUAGCAAGUUAUUUUGAAACUUUGGUCCAUAUACCUAAAAAGAUGUCAUCAAUGGCAGAAAUGAUGUAUAUUUAAAAAGCCUAUGUUAUUCUAGAACAAGAAGUGGUCCAAUGUUCAUGAUUUCUUCCACAAUUUACGAACAGCAAACUUAUCAAGUAAGUAGUGAAUAAUAUGGACUUACAGUAUCUAAAUAUAUUAUUUUAAUAAAGUUCUUACUACAUUUGAAGUUUACAUAGACAAUACACAUUUUAACUCUACAAAAUUUCCCUUUUUAUAAGUCAUGUAGGUAUUUGCAUAAAAUAAAUGUACUGUGGCAUGCAAUUGGGUAUUUGACAGUUGCAACAAUAAAAUCCUAUUUUAAUAUUAGAAAUGUGAAAGUUUGUAAGGAUGGAUGGAUGAUUUUUCACAAAAAGAACUAAAUGGAUUUGUAUGAAAUUUUGGUACACAAGUUAUAUCCUAACUUGCACAUAGGAAGGAUACUUUAUAUACUUAAUGAUUCAUAUGGGCAAUGCCAUGUAUGCCUAGUAUUAAAUAUAUUUGAUAUCCUAGCUUAAAUGUAAACAUAUACAAUAAUAUUUUUUAUUAAGAUAAAUAUAAAUGUUUUAAUACAUUUAAUUUUUUAUUUUGUAUAGAUUAUAGAAACAAAAGUCGGUAGUCAUGAUUGAAUUGAAUGUGAUGUCACAUUUUAUAUUUUUAAACUUUUCUUUCAAAAAUGCUUAGUGUUGUAAUUUGUAAUUUUGACAUCAUUAAGAAUCUUGAAUGCCCCAAUAUAUCAUUUUCUCUGUAUGAUACUCUCCCCAAAAAUAUUUGUCACCCUGUUAACAUUAAAUAUCUUUUCUCUAUGAAUAUGAAUCUUUGGUCUUUUCUCCUUUAGUGUAUGUCCUAGAAAAAUUUCUAUCCCAAAAUAAUAUAAAAUUAUAAUAUGUUCCUUUAAUGUUAAACUAUCAUUCACCAUUCUUCCUGACAAGGAAAUCUUAUCGCAUCACUGAUAAAAUUGCAGUGUCAUAAAAAAAAGGUUCAUAAUAAAGUGUUUUGGAUAGAUCAUUAAAAAAAUGCUUUGCUAGCAAACUGUAAUGUUAAUGAUGGAAUAUGUUGCAUAAGAAUCUGCCAUUAAAACUGCACCUACUUCAUAUUUUGCUUUGUAAUGUGUAACAUGGCUGUUACAACAAAUUUAACAUUCCCUGGCGGGAAUGUUGAAUUUGUCAGAGCACACAUAUUCACUUACCUGACAUAAAACCAGACUAGUUAUUUCUAAGUACCCUCAAGAACAAUAUAUGACAUGCCUCUCCCCCAAGAUGGUUUCUAUUUUCUUUUUCUUACACAUAACACUAAAACUUAUCACUACCUAUUACAUUAUUAGUAUUACACUACUAGUCUAUAUUUCUUAUAACUGUUCUAAACAUUUUCACUAUCAGUGUCUCUCUCUACAGAUGACUGCUGGGAAAUUUCUAGUUCCUUACCACUAAAAUUUUCAUCUUCAUCGGUAUUACUGGCAAUCCUUUUGUUGAUCGAUUUUGCCGGUAAUUCAGACAUAUCUCUUUUAUUAACUUUUGGUCUAGCAUUCUUCUCUUGUGGACUCUGAUAUAUCUCUAUAUGUUGUGGUCCUGACACAUCAAUUAUAUCAGUCCAUUUAGAUGGUGAUGGUACUAACACAUCAUUAUCCUCAUCUUCAUCAUCUUUUCUUUGUUGACUAUUUUUAGGUUGAAUAAUAUUACAUUAUAACUGUUUCGUUCCCCCCCCCCCCCAAAGCUAUGCAUCUGAUUGAUAUGCCUUUUUAAAAGUUUUCCAUUCCAUUUUAUUACAUAUCUACAAACUCCAAUUUUUUUCUCAACUACUCCUUUUAGCCAAUGGGGUUCUCCUCUAUAAUUUUUUAUAUAAACUGUUUGUCCCACUUCAAAAUUUCUUACUUUAGUAUUUUCAUUAUUUUCUAAUUCUUGUAACUGUGGUUUAUCUUUAGAUAAAAGUGGAUUCAGGUAGUCGAAUUUAGUACGGAAAUGUCUGUUGUUUAGUAGUUCUGCUGGUGUUUUAUUAUUUAUGCUGUUUGGUGUUGUUCGCAAACCAUAUAAAAUCUUUGGCAGUCUCAAUGACCAUGGUUCAUUUGAUAGUUUCCUCAAUUUAUUUUUUUAUUGUCUGUACUGUCUGUUCACCUUGACCAUUUGAUGCUGGAUGGUAUGGAGCUACUAAUACAUGUCUAAUACCAUUGCUCUUGCAGUAAUUUUGGAACUCUUCUGCUACAAAAUGUCUUCCAUUAUCACUUACAAUUGUAUCUGGCAAUCCUUGCUCAGCAAAUAUUUCUCUCACUAUUUUGAUUAGUGUUGUACUACUCAUAUCCGAAACUAUUUUUACUUCUGGCCACUUUGAAAAGGAAUCAAUUAAAAUAAGAAAAGUUUUUCCCUGAAAGGGUCCAGCAUAAUCUAUAUGUAAUCUAGACCAAGCUUUAUUCGGUCUUAUCCAGUGAUGUGUAACUUUUGUUGGCAUACUUCUAUUUUUCGCACAAAUAUCACAUUUUUUUAUUACUUCUUCAAUCUGUCAAUAGCUGGCCACCAGAAGUAACUUCUAGCCAUUGAUUUAGUAAUUACAAUUCUGUCAUGAGUUUUAUCUAAUUACUCUUAUACCUUGGCCCACAUUUUUUGAGGUAGCACCACUCUACUUCCCCACAGAAUGCAAUUUCUAAACGUUGACAUUUCCUUUUUUUUUGCCAAUAUAUUUUAAAUUUGCUUUUGACUUUAUUUUGCCAGCCAUUCUUUAUCCAGUAUAAAAUUUUACUCAGUUUUGGAUCUUAUAAUGUUAGCUUAGCAACUUCAUCAGCUGUAAACUCUAAUUCUAGUGGUGUUUCUUCUAAAAGUAAUACCCCUGAAAAUUCCUCUUCUACUUUUUCAGUAUUUUGAGAUGACCAUCUGCUCAAAGCAUCCGCAUUUCCUAAUUUAUUUCCUUUCACAUAUUCUAUUGUAUAGUCAUAGGAAUUCAAUAGGAUUAUGAAAUAGGAAACAUUCUAGGUGAAAUUAUAUUUGGAAUUGGGCGUUUUGGAUCAAACAAUCCCAACAAAGGCAAAAUCUGAAAUCAAAUCAAAUCAAUCAAUCUCAAAUCUUUUUUUGGUCUGUUUUUAUAAUAAUUUUUCUGCCACUCACAAAUUGAUGGAAUUUUUUUAAUUCAAAGACUAUUGCUGUUGCCUCCUUAUCUACUUGAACAUAAUUGCUUUCAUGGGCAUUCAUGGUCUUAGACGCGAACAUGACAGGUCUUACACUGCCAUCCUCCAUUUCAUGUUCUAUCACAGCUCCUAGUCCGUAUUGAGAAGCAUCACAUGAGAGUAUUAUUUUUUUCUUUAAAUCAUAAUGUACCAAUGUGUCUUCGCUUGUUAACACGUUUCGUAAUUUCUCAAAUGCUGUUUGAUGUAUUGUAUUUCUCUGCCAUUUUUUAUCUUUAUGCAAUAAAUUAUAUAAAGGAUUCGCUACUGUCGCUUUAUGUGGUAAAAAUCGGUCAUAGAAAUUGAAAAGUCCCAGGAAUGCCUGUAACUCUUUUAUAUCACCAGGAGCCGAAAAUUCCUUGAUUGCCUGGAUUUUUUCUUCAUAUGGAUGAAUACCAACCUCAUCUAUUACAAAUCCUAAGAAGUUUAUUUACUGCAAACUUGCAUUUAUUUUUGUUUACUUUUAAACCUGCUUCUUGAAGUUUUUUUUAGCACGACGUUAGUUUUUUUAGGAGGAGCAACACAACACUCGAUUAAUCGAGUGUUGUGUUUCUUUAUAUUCAACCCACUCACUAUUAUAUCAUCAAGGAAUACAGCCACCCCAGGGAUAUGCGCUAAUAAGGAAGACAUUAGUCGCUGAAAAAUACCUGGGCAUGCUUUGAUUCCAAAGGGUAGUCUCUUUACUUUGUAUAACCCUUUUGGUGUAUUGAGCGUAAGUAUCUGAGAUGUAGGUUCAUCUACCUUUACUUGUGUGUAUGCUAUCUCCUAAUCAAUUUUUGUAAAUAUUACUACCCUUGCAACUGUGUAAAAGCUUCAUCCAACGUUGGUAGAGGGUAUGUAUCUGUAUCAGUUACCGUAUUGACUGUUGAUCUAUAGUCACCGCAGAGUCUUACACCACCAUUUGGUUUGAGGUCUGGCACAAUCGGAGUUGCCCAUUCUGCGUAUGCUACAGGUUCUAAAACAUCCUCAGUAACUAGCCUGUCAAUCUCACUAUAAACCCUUUCUCUUAUGGCGAAUGGAAUAGAUCUGCAUUUAAGAAAUUUCGGGGUGGCCCAUUCCCAUGGUGUUAUGUUCACCACUGGUCCUCUAUAAUUACCCAAGCCUUCUUUAAAUACGUCUCUAUAUUUUUCAAUUAUUUUAGUACUAUCUGCAACAUCUAUCUUUAUGUUAUUUAUUCCUAGCAAUUGGAUAUUAAAAUCAUCAAACCAAUUUCUUCCCAUUAAACUCGGUCCGUGUCCCUUCACUAUAAUUAAAUGUUUCUUUUAAAUUCUUAUUACUACCCUUGUAUUCUAUAGGUACUAUCACUUUACCUAGAAUAUGUAAGGGGCUCUUUGUCCAUAUUUUCAAUGCAAGAUCAUGUUUUUUUUCAUACUAGGUAAAUUUCCUUUCCAUAUUAGUCUGGCUGUCGGUUCACUUAUCUAUCACUUAUUUAAAUGCACAUCUUGAAUCUAUUUCCAUUUCAAUUUCCAUAUUGUUAAUAACAAUGUUUAUUAAAAAGGAU
Galleria mellonella (greater wax moth) is the source of this 5588-nucleotide messenger RNA. RefSeq lists its product as uncharacterized. The coding region runs from base 334 to 978 and encodes 214 amino acids. The record is from RefSeq and is a predicted model, not a curated record. Gene Ontology annotation, biological process: cellular response to hydrogen peroxide. NCBI's taxonomy places the organism in Eukaryota, Metazoa, Arthropoda, Insecta, Lepidoptera, Pyralidae. The transcript has 2 exons.